Molecule: messenger RNA, 1789 nt
Organism: Chelonoidis abingdonii (Abingdon island giant tortoise)
Lineage: Eukaryota; Metazoa; Chordata; Testudines; Testudinidae
Source: RefSeq, a predicted model, not a curated record
CGCUGCUGCCCCAGGAUUGACCCGCGGAGGGUAAGGGGCUGGGCUCGCACCAGGGACCCCAUGGCACCCAGCGGACACGGCCCAGUGGGGGGCUACGGACCCUGCACGCUACCCCCCGCCCCCCGGUGACCCUCUGUCCCGGGAGCGCUGCACGGAGCCGCGUCCCAGGCUCCCCCCGUUGUGGCAGGCGGCUCCUCUGACCCCCUGGAUCAUCUCUGCUGGCCAGACCUCCUGUGACCACCCGGGGCUGCUUCUCUAGGGAGGGCGGAUGGGGCUGGGGUGAGGGGGCCCCACGGCAGGGCCCAGCCUGGGGCUAUGGAGCCCCUGCCCCGGUGCCGCCCCUGCAGGACGAUCCACUUGUUCCUGUGGGAAUUGCACCCCCUGCUCUGAGCGGAGCCCCCCACCCCACCACCGCUGGACCCUCCACACCGGGGACCCGCUGGUGCUGAGAAUGUGCAACACCACCCUGGUCAGCUGCAACGUGGAGUCCAAGAUUGACCACCUCUUCCCCCCCACGCUGUACAUCAUGGUCAUCACCCUCGGGCUGCCCACCAAUUGCAUGGCCCUGUGGGCCGCCUACCUGCAGGUCCAGCAGCACAACGAGCUGGGCGUCUACCUGCUCAACCUGUCCGUGGCCGACCUGCUCUACAUCGCCACCCUGCCCCUGUGGAUCGACUACUUCCUGCACUACGACAACUGGAUCCACGGGCAGGAGUCCUGCAAGCUCUUCGGCUUCAUUUUCUACACUAAUAUCUACAUCAGCAUUGCCUUCCUGUGCUGCAUCUCCGUGGACCGCUACCUGGCCGUGGCCCACCCGCUGCGCUUCGUCAAGGUGCGCCGGAUCAAGACAGCCGUGGCCGUGAGCGUCGUGGUCUGGGCCAUCGAGAUCGGGGCCAACUCGGCCCCGCUCUUCCACAACGAGCUCUUCCACGACCGCUACAACCACACCUUCUGCUUCGAGAAGUACCCCAUGGAGGAGUGGGUGGCCUGGAUGAACCUCUACCGGGUCUUCAUCGGCUUCCUCUUCCCCUGGGUGCUCAUGCUCUUCUCCUACCAGGGCAUCCUGUGGGCCGUGCGUGGCAACGUCUCCACCGAGCAGCAGGAGAAAGCCAAGAUCAAGCGGCUGGCCCUCAGCCUCAUCGCAAUCCUCCUCUUCUGCUUCGCCCCCUACCACGUCAUCCUGCUGUCCCGCAGCGCCGUCUACCUCAGCAAGCCUUGCGACUGCAGCUUCGAGGAGAAGGUCUUCGUGGCCUACCACAGCUCGCUGGCUUUCACCAGCCUCAACUGCGUGGCCGACCCCAUCCUGUACUGCUUCGUCAACGAGGGGGCCCGCGGCGACGUGGCCAAGGCCCUGUCCACCCUGCUGCGCUUCCUCACCAGCUCCAAGCCCCAGGAGAUGGCCACCGCCUCGCUCACCCUGGACACCCCGCUCUCCUCCAAGAAGAGCAGCUUCUGCCGGCUCCCUGCGCCCCCCCCCCCCAGGCUCCAUACGCAUUUGCUGNCCCUGCCCCUGCCCCCCCCAGGCCCACCCGAUGAGGAGCUACAGAUGAAGAUCUUGACUUUUAACCCAUGAGCUCUCCCUGUUAGCACCAUGGCCCAGAUGCAAACGGAUGUAAAUACAGUAUUGUUCUUAAUGAUGAUAAUGCAGGGGCCCAGCAUGGUACAGCCAUGCCCAGUGAGGCCCCUGGGAGGCAGCGUGGGACUGCCUGGCCUGACGGGGGCUGUGCCAGGACUGCCGGACACCUGGGUUCUGCAGCCAUGUAAGAAAGGGGAAAUGGCUGAAAUACAG